Molecule: messenger RNA, 3297 nt
Organism: Sordaria macrospora k-hell
Lineage: Eukaryota; Fungi; Ascomycota; Sordariomycetes; Sordariales; Sordariaceae
Source: RefSeq, a predicted model, not a curated record
AUGGAUAAGUCCCACCUCUUCCCUGGCGAAUAUGAGCCACAUCAUCAUAAUGGUCAAGCUCUUGGCCCCAACACAACAACGGACCGGGCGUCGCCGUUUGACAACCAACAUCACGCAGAAGAUUACUUUUCGACACAUCUACCAUCGAGACCUGUGACACCGAUAGGAGGCAUGGACGGCACCCAAGAUCUCAGGACCGGCCGCCAUCGCCGGCCGCGCAAGAUUGUCUUGUGCUUUGACGGAACUGGCAACAAAUUCCAGGGCGAUGAUUCCGACAGCAACAUCCUCAAGAUUUACAGGAUGCUGGAUAGGACGGCCGAUGACCAGUACCACUACUACCAACCCGGAAUCGGCACCUACGUCGUCUCCACCAGCCUCACCCGCACCAGCACCGUCGCCCGCCUGCGCUCCUGGUACCAAAAAUCCAAAGACUCCGCCAUCGGCACCUCCUUCGACCAGCACGUCGUAGGCGGCUACCGGUUCCUGAUGCGCUUCUAUCGCACCAACGACGAGAUCUACAUCUUCGGCUUUUCCCGUGGUGCCUACGUCGCGCGCUUCCUCGCCGAAAUGCUCGACUACAUCGGCCUUUUAUCUCACGGCAACGAAGAAAUGGUUCGGUUCGCAUGGAAGGCCUUUUCUAACUGGCAGGCGCGUCGGUCCGAUGACUCGCCCGAGGGCGUGGCGAAGAAGAAGAAGAUCGUGCCGCAGUUUGAGAGCGCGUGGAUGGAGCGGAGCAAGUUUCCGUAUACGGCGAGGACGUCGGCCAAGGUGGUGCGGCAUGCGGUCAGUAUUGAUGAGAGGAGAGCAAAGUUUCGGCAGGACUUGAUCUACCAGAGCGCCCACAGGAAGUGCAAGGAUCGCCAUACGGCGAGGGAGAAACUGCAUGAGUUCCAGGAGAACCUGAAGUAUCGCGGGAGGAGUCAUCCACAUGCUGGAGCUGGUGCUGCUGAGGGUGGUGGUGCCAGUGGGAAGAAAGACGGCCGUGGCAGGAGACCGACGCUUGUGGUGCCUGAGCAGGAGCCCGCUCCGUAUCGGACGCGCUCUCACUCGGUUCGGUCGAGGAGGACAAAUCAGUCGGGGGUGUCUGGUAGGGGUGACGGUCCCAUUCAUGACGGCCACUCCGAGGUUUCUGUGGGGCCUCACCCCGAGACUGACGAUGACGGUGAGGACUUUGAAGAAUCGGAUGAUGAGCACGAGCAAGACAUCGAUGAAGUCUGGUUCGCGGGCGGUCAUGCUGACAUUGGUGGCGGAUGGAGUGUUGAGGAAGGCCAAAAGCCUGCAUCGCACAUCCCCUUAUGCUGGAUGGUCCGCGAAGCCAUGCGAGCCGGUCUGCAUUUCGACCCCGACAAGAUCCAAGCCAUGGGAUGUGUUGAUCUGAUGGACGAGAUGGACAUCGACCAUGCUCCCGAAGCCAAUGCUCAGAACGACAAGAUGAAGUCGGAGCACCUGGGAGCAUCACCGGCGGCCAACAGCAAUAGAGUGGCCAAACAAUCAGGAGCAGGUUGCACUUGCUCCCACGGCAACGGCAACGGCAAUGCCAUCGGCAACAGCAACCAACAAGUCGACCCCAAUACAACCAUCCCCAACAUCACAGUCCGCAGUCCCAGUACUCCCAAAAUCUUCCAGCAAUCUUCCUGGAAAAUCGACUCCUUCUCCUCCAAAGACAAGGACAACAAGUCCAACAAGGCCGACAAGUCAUUAACUCCCAAAGACAAAGACAAAGACACCACCGCACAGCAAGAAAGUCCAACCGGCAGCCCCACCAUGGACCAUCAAGCAAUCGAAGACGGCCUCAAGUCCCCCACAACCAGCAACAACACCUCCACCUCCACCUCCACCUCUUCAUCAGACUCCUCCGAAGCUUCAUGCCCCUUGCACACCCCCUGGUCCUUCCACGCCAUGAUCACCCACUGCCACACAGCGCGCAUCCACGACUCUUUAUCCUUCGACUGCGGCCUCGGUUUUGGGUCGGUCCUAGCCUGGAAAAUGAUGGAAUACCUGCCCUUCCGACGUCUCGACCUUUCGGAGGAUGGGUCAUGGAAACCCAUUCGCUGGCCUCUGCCGUGCGGCGAGGUGCGCGAUAUCCCUGAGAAUGCACGCGUGCAUGGUAGUGUGAUUAAGCGCAUGCAGAUGGACGAGACGUACAGACCCGGCAAUCUGAUUAUCGGUGGAGGAGGACGCGGGGUGAAGUUUGCGGGGAAGGAACAUGGGAUUGGGGAGUGGGUUUGUGUCAAGGAGGAGGGGGACCCAAUUGGGGAGGUGUGGAUGAAGAAGAGGGCGCUGGUGAAGGCGGGGAGGGGGGGUGUUAAUGGUAAUGGUAAUGGGGAUGGUGAUGAGGAAAGGGAGAUGGAAAGGGAGAUGGAAAGGAAAGAAGGGAAAAGACGUGGUCGCCUUUUCAUCCCUCAAUUGCCCAUAAAAGCUGGCCAAAUGUCUGACUCGGCCGACGUCGAAAUGGUUGAUGCAGUCACCAGACUAGCCGCGGGAAACAUCAGUACGCUAGACUCGGCGGAGCGCCAGUUUAUCACUGCUGUACAGCAAUUCAACCCCAAUAUGGGAAGCUCCAGUCCAUUUCAGUGUCCUCUUCCAUCCAACUUGAACGCUGUCCUGUAUAACCAAAAUCCGGUGUUCACAGGAAGCCAGCAACUGCAAUACCCUAAUGGGCCGAAUGAAACCAUUCCAGUCUUUGGUGGCCCAUUCGAUGUCAUGGAUAUGGCCCGAGGAGAAUAUGCGACGGUAUCAUCUUCAUCGCAGUCUUCAAUCUCCCAGGGGGAUCCAUCGGCAACGCCUCGGUCAGUCAGUUUCGGCAGCAUGGCACCUCCCCAACCUGAGCGCGACGAUCAUCAACCCAGCGCACCAUUUCCAAAAACACAUCACCAGCCCGGGGAAAGGCACGCCACUGGUGAAGGAGCCAACGCUGAAUGGCCGCAGAAGGAGGAGUUCGUCUUCAAGAAAAUGCAUUUUGGCAGGCAUGCGAGAAAAGGAUUGAAGAAAAUUCGAACAGAGCUUUCGGCCCUGCUUGGAAUCGCUGUGAUGAGCGCAAGCAGAUUCUCCAAGUUGCAGAAAGAGAUAAAGGGGCGCCUAUUUCAGAACAUACAGGAUGAAGCCGUCAACACCUUGGAGCCCAAAUUCAACGAGGUACUUGAGGAACUCGGUUUUGGGACUGCGCAAAUUCAAAACGAGCAACAGACCGAGAUUACGAUGCUCGUCCAACAACAUGUGAGAGAAGGGAUCGCCGGCGUACUCCAGGAUGCCGCUUUUAUUGUUGAAGCCGCUAGAGUGUCUCAACCACGCAGCUGA